Messenger RNA from Aphidius gifuensis, 2470 nucleotides. Its product is annotated as toll-like receptor 3. NCBI's taxonomy places the organism in Eukaryota, Metazoa, Arthropoda, Insecta, Hymenoptera, Braconidae. The transcript has 2 exons. The record is from RefSeq and is a predicted model, not a curated record. Gene Ontology annotation, cellular component: extracellular matrix. Bases 1 to 2403 code for a protein of 800 amino acids. Gene Ontology annotation, molecular function: protein binding.
AUGGGCGGAUUAAAUAUACUCAAUUAUGUUUUAGUUAUGGAUACAAGUAAAGAUUCAACUUCAAUUAUCAAAAGUCAUAGUAAGUACUUUUGUAACAACGAGUCACCUUAUUAUGAUCCAAGAAUUUGUGAGUUGCUGUGUAAUAAUAAUGAUGAACAAUUUGAAAUAAAUGUCAGUAAUAGAGCAUUAAAUAUUCUCCCAAGAGAUUUAUUCAGUGGCUUUGAAUAUCUUUUUGGUCUAUAUAUAGAAUCAAUUAAACUGACUAAUCUAGAGUCAUGUAUUUUCUCUGGUUUAUUAAAUCUUCACACACUUGAAAUUAGCAAAAAUAAACUGACAACUUUACCAAAAGAUGUAUUCAAUGGUCUCUCAAGUUUAAGUGAUCUAAAUUUAGAGUCCAAUGAGCUAAUUGACCUUGAGCCGGGUAUUUUCUCUGGUUUAUCAAACCUUCGCACACUUAAUAUCAGCAAAAAUAAACUGACAAUGUUAUCAAAAGAUCUAUUCAAUGAUCUCGAUGAUCUAGAGGUUUUGUAUUUAGACUCAAACCAACUAGUUGACCUUGAACCAGAGAUUUUCUCUGGUUUAUCACACCUUUGCACACUUAGUAUCAGAAAAAAUAAACUGACAACGUUAUCAAAAGAUCUAUUCAAUGAUCUUAAUCUACAAGAUUUGGAUUUAGACUCAAACCAACUAGUUUACCUUGAACCAGGUACGUUCGAUGAUUUACCAAGUCUAAUGGAUCUUUGUAUCGCCAAUAACAAUCUCACAACUUUAUCAGAUAAUAUAUUUGGUGAUCCAUACGAAUUUAAUCAUCUAGAUUUAAGUUCGAAUCAAUUACAUAAUCUUGAACCAGGUUGUUUCAAUAGUUUGAUAGAACUUGGCGAGCUUGACAUCAGCAACAACAGUCUGACCACAUUGUCCGAAGAUAUAUUUAAAGAUCUUGGAAAACUCAAUAAAUUACAUUUAAAUUCAAAUCAACUACGUAAUCUUGAGUCAAGUUGGUUCAAUGGUUUAUCACGACUUAGAGAAAUGAAUAUCAGCAAAAACUAUCUGACAACUUUAUCAAAAAAUGUUUUCAGUGAUUGUAGUUAUCUUAGCAAGCUGAAACUACAAUUUAAUCGUUUAAAUAAUCUUGAGCCAGGUUGUUUCAAUGGUUUACCAGAACUUAACGAGCUUAAUAUCAGCAACAACAGUCUGACCACAUUGUCUCAAGGUAUAUUUAAUGGUUUUGAAGAACUUUAUAUAUUAAAUUUAAAUUCAAAUAAACUAAACAAUCUUGAGUCAGGUGUUUUUAGUAAUUUGCCAGACCUUGAUGUGCUUGAUUUAAGCAAUAACGAUUUGAUAACAUUAUCAAAAAAUGUAUUCAAUGGUCUUGUAAAUCUUAAUUAUCUAAAUUUACAAUCGAAUGGACUAAAUAAUCUUGAGUCAGCUAAUUUUAAUGGUAUACCAAGACUUCAUAAACUUGAUGUCUCUAAUAAUAAUCUCACAACUUUAGUGAAAGAUACAUUCAAUGGCAUAGAUAGUCUACAUGAACUGAAAUUAAAUUCGAAUAAACUGAGCAAUCUUGAGUCAGGUUGUUUUAAUAAUUUAUUAGAACUUCAAAUACUUGAUAUCAGUGGAAAUAAUUUGACAUUAUCAAAAGAUAUAUUCAGUUGUCUACCAACACUUCGUCAUCUAGAUUUGAAAUCGAAUGGACUACAAAACCUUGAACCAGGUAUUUUUAAUAAUUUGUUGGACCUUGAAGAACUUUAUAUCGGUGGAAACAAAUUGAUUACUUUACCAAACGAUAUAUUCAGAGGUUUAGAAAAGCUUCGUAUCCUAGAUUUAAAUUCAAAUAGACUACAAAACCUUGAGUCAGGUACUUUUAAUGAUUUAUUAGAACUUGAAGAACUUUAUAUCAAUGAAAAUGAACUGGUCUUUUUACCAAACGAUAUAUUUCAAAGUCUGCAAAAUCUGUUAUGUCUACUUCUGGAUUCCAAUCAACUAGUAGAUCUUGAGACAGAUAUUUUCAACGGUUUAACAAAACUUGAGGAACUUGAUAUCAGUGGAAAUCAAUUGACAACUUUACCAAAAUAUAUAUUUAAAGGUCUAGAAAACCUUUAUCACCUAAAUUUGAAUUCAAAUAAACUACAAAACCUUGAGUCAGGUACUUUUAAUGAUUUAUUAGAACUUGAUGAACUUCAUAUGAGCAAAAACAAAUUGAUUACUUUACCAAUCGAUAUAUUCAAAGAUCUAAAAAACCUCUGUUACCUAGAUUUAAAUUUGAAUGGACUACAAAAACUUGAAUCAGGUAUUUUUAAUGAUCUAUUAGAACUUGAUGAACUUCAUAUGAGCAAAAACGAAAUCAUCAAUUUACCAAACGAUAUAUUUAAUGGUCGUCUACAAUCUGUAUUGUAUCUCGAUUAAGAUUUGAGUUAACUCAUUGAUCUUUGGAAGAAAGUAUUUUCUAUUGUUCGUUAAUUAUAUUAAAGAA